Molecule: messenger RNA, 976 nt
Organism: Xiphophorus maculatus (southern platyfish)
Lineage: Eukaryota; Metazoa; Chordata; Actinopteri; Cyprinodontiformes; Poeciliidae
Product: tripartite motif-containing protein 35-like
Exons: 5
Coding region: 16-897 (293 amino acids)
Molecular function (GO): zinc ion binding
Source: RefSeq, a predicted model, not a curated record
UAGGUGGACACCAUCAUGAUAUCAACGAGGAAAUCUAUCUCUGAGGAAGAGAUAUCCUGUCCUCAGUGCUCCAACAUUUAUACUUACCCUGUUCUUUUACUAUGUGGACACAACGUUUGCAAACUUUGCCUGCACAACUUCUGGGAGUGGAAAAAGUGUCAAGAAUGUCCCGUGUGCGGCACUGAGUCUUCCUCUGGGAUGCCUCCUGUCAACCAGGAUCUGAAGUUAGUCGUGGAUCAGUUUCAAAACAAAAAGCCUAUGGCUCAGGAGAUUUGUGCGCUUCAUAAGGAGAAACUGAAGGUUUUUUGCGACAAUGAUGAGGUUCCCAUCUGUCUCGUCUGCCAAAUAUCAAGGGACCAUAAAAUGCACAAGUGCUGCCCAGUGGAGGAAGCAGCUCAACAGAAAAAGACAGAAAUGUCUAACAUCAUUGGGUCCUUGAGAAAGAAAGUAAGAACAAUGAGUAAAACAAAACACCAAUGGGAGGAGAUCAAAACUUAUAUAAAGACUCAAAGUAAUGACAUUGAGAUGGCGAUAAAGGGGGAAUUUCUGCAGCUUCACCAGUUCCUCAAGGAUGAAGAAGAUAUGAGACUGAGAAUUCUCAAACAGGAAGAGCAAAUAAAAAUACAGGUCAUGUGUAGUAAGAUUGAAGACAUAGACAAGGAGAUCCAGGCUCUCAACUCCACCAUCAGCAAAGUAGAUAUUAUCCUCAGAGCAAAGGAUUUGCCAUUCCUACAGGAAUACAAGCGAACAAAGCAAAGCGUCAAUCGCAACUUCCAGGAACCUGAGACCAUGAGAGAAAUUUUGAUUAAUUCUGCCAAGCAUCUGGGAAUACUCAAGUUUACAGUUUGCCAGAAGAUGUUGAAAAAUGUCAAAUAUGGUAAGAACAUUUGCUAUUAGGUUAAUAAAACCACCAAUUAACCUUUAAAAAAAAAUGUUUUUUAUAUAUUCAUUAAACAGUGAUUAUGUUGUGACAGUU